AUGGCCGCCCCCGACCUGUCCACCAACCUGCAGGAGGAGGCCACCUGCGCCAUUUGUCUGGACUACUUCACGGACCCGGUGAUGACUGACUGCGGCCACAACUUCUGCCGCGAGUGCAUCCGGCGCUGCUGGGGCCAGCCCGAGGGCCCGUACGCCUGCCCCGAGUGCCGCGAACUGUCCCCGCAGCGGAACCUGCGGCCCAACCGCCCGCUGGCCAAGAUGGCCGAGAUGGCGCGCCGCCUGCACCCGCCGUCUCCUGUCCCGCAGGGCGUGUGCGCGGUGCACCGCGAGCCGUUGGCCGCCUUCUGCGGGGACGAGCUGCGCCUUCUGUGCGCCGCCUGCGAGCGCUCUGGGGAGCACUGGGCGCACCGCGUGCGGCCGCUGCAGGACGCGGCCGACGACCUGAAGGCAAGGCUCGAGAAGUCCCUGGAGCACCUGCGGAAGCAGAUGGAGGAUGCCCUGCUGUUCCAGGCCCAGGCAGAUGAGACCUGUGCCCUGUGGCAGAAGAUGGUGGAAAGCCAACGGCAGAAUGUGCGGGGUGAGUUCGAGCGCUUGCGCCGCCUGCUGGCGGAAGAGGAGCGACGGCUGCUGCGGAGGCUGGAGGAGGAAGAACUGGAGGUGCUUCCCCGGCUGCGCGAGGGCGCAGCUCGCCUGGGCCAGCAGAGUGCGCGCCUGGCAGAGCUUAUCGCCGAGCUGGAGGGCCGCUGCCAGCUGCCCGCGCUGGGACUGCUGCAGGACAUCAAGGAUGCCCUGCGCAGGGUUCAGGAUGUGAAGCUGCAGCCACCGGAAGUGGUACCCAUGGAGCUGAGGACUGUGUGCAGGGUCCCGGGGCUGGUGGAGACCCUACGGAAGUUUCGAGGAGAUGUGACCCUGGACCCAGACACUGCCAACCCGGAGCUGGUCUUAUCCGAGGACAGGAGAAGCGUGCAGCGGGGGGACCUGCGGCGGGCCCUACCCGACAGCCCAGAGCGCUUUGACCCUGGUCCCUGCGUGCUGGGCCAGGAACGCUUCACCUCAGGCCGCCACUACUGGGAGGUAGAGGUUGGGGGCCGCAGCAGCUGGGCCCUGGGCGUGUGUAGAGAUGACGUCAACCGCAAGGAGAAGGGCGAGCUGUCUGCUGGCAAUGGCUUCUGGAUCCUGGUCUUCCUGGGGAGCUACUAUACCUCACCUGAACGCGCCUUCACCCCGCUCCGGGACCCUCCAAGGCGUGUAGGCAUCUUCCUGGACUAUGAGGCGGGACACCUCUCAUUCUACAGUGCCACCGACGGGUCAUUGCUAUUCACCUUCCCUGAAACCCCCUUCUCUGGGACGCUCCGGCCCCUCUUCUCACCCCUGUCCAGCAGCCCCACCCCUAUGACCAUCUGCCGGCCAAAGGGCGGGCCUGGGGAUUCCCUGACCCCCCAGUGACUCAGGCAUUUCUGGAAGGGUCCCUUUGCCCCUCCCAGCCCCUCUUCCUGACUUCUGGGCAUUUUGUCCCUCAGAGGAUCCAGGAGGAGGGAGCGUGUCCUUGGAACGCCAGCAGGAAUGCACAGUGCCUUUCUCAGUGUGUAUGGGAAAACCCAAAUCCCAGCGCUCCAGGAAACUUCAUGGUGGGUGUGGUAGGCUCUGUCCUCCCUGGGGCCCUCCAGGCCAUCAGAGGCCACUUAGUGCCCAUGGUCACAGCUCUGGCUGCUAUUUUCAGAAACUCUGCAAGCCCAGCCAUGAUAAUGCAGAAUCCAGGGCCUGGCCAGGCACAUGAAAGUCAUCCGGACCCCACUUCCUUGAAGAUGCUGAGGGAGGCAGCUCCACACUCGAUAGUUCCAUCAAACAGGAGGACAAGGAAGAGCUGGUCACCAGAUGUGACUACUUCAUUCAGGAGGUGCAUUUGGAGGCCUAAAGAAGAGAUGGGCUGGGGGAGCCAUGGGGGAAGGGACUGGUGGGCGUGGUCUCUGAGAAGUGCCCAUUGGCAGUGGGGUCCCAGAUGAGGGAAGAGCCAGGAAGUGAUACCUGCAGGCUCUCUGUUGUGUCCUGGAGCCUUUCUGAGCAUGUCACCAGCUGGCUCUGCCCUUGUAAAGGCUUCCUCAGGGCUUGUGUACGCCACCAGCCACCUGCCUUGCUUUCCCCACCUGGGGAAGAGCACUGACUGCCUUGAGCCAGAAGUGUGGGAACCCUGGAGCUGGAUUUGUGUUCAUUUGGGGGUUUCUUUGCCUCCAGAAGGUACUGAUCUUUCCACCCCUCCAUUUUAUUUAUUGUAAGGACAAUGUCCCCACAUUCAAUAAACUUUACCUGUGGUCUGUCA
This is a messenger RNA of Carlito syrichta (Philippine tarsier), 2278 nucleotides long. RefSeq names its product tripartite motif containing 11 (gene TRIM11). Gene Ontology annotation, molecular function: zinc ion binding; protein binding. The coding region runs from base 1 to 1407 and encodes 468 amino acids. The transcript is spliced from 6 exons. The record is from RefSeq and is a predicted model, not a curated record. Lineage: Eukaryota; Metazoa; Chordata; Mammalia; Primates; Tarsiidae.